AUGGCCUUCAGCGUGGUCGUUGGCUUGGGCUCGGGCACAGGCCGGCAUGACUACAACCUCAAGCUCAACGCCUUAGGUAGCCUGAUGUGGCUGCAGUGCAAGCCCUGCAAUGCCAAGCAGCCACAAUGCGCCCCCAUGUUCGAACCAAAGGCCUCGUCCACCUUCCAACAGGUUGCCGGCACGAGCCAGAUUUGCCACCUGCCGUACCCCAUGGAGCCCGCUGGCAGCAGUGCGCCUUACACCUAUCCGUACUACGUGAGCCUCAUGGGCAUCAGCCUGGACGCAAAUAGGCUCACGGGGAUCAGGCAGGAGAUGUUCGCCUGGCGGCGCGGUGGUCAGGGCGGGUGCAUGGUCGACCCCGGCACGCCGCUGACGGUGCUGGUCCGGGAGGCGUACCACGUCGUGGAAGAGCCCAUGUGGGGUGACCUCCAGCGGAACAGGACGGAGCGCAUGCAGCGGCAGGGCUACGGGUUGUGCGUCCGCAAGACCACGGAGAUCAAGUGGCACCUCUGGUAUUUGUCCUUCCAUUUCACAGAGGAGAAGGCGAGGCCGGUCGUCAUGCCGGAGCAGCUGUUCACAAUGGUGGAGGGCAAGCUCCACGGGGCCACCCUGUGCCUUGCCAUGAGCCCAGGUGAGUGGACGGUCAUCGGCGCGCUACAGCAGGUGGACACAAGGUUCGUCUACGACCUCAAGGAUGCCAAACUGUCCUUUGUGUCAGAGCCGUGCUCUCAGGACACCGCCGGUGUGGAUUAA
Triticum dicoccoides is the source of this 753-nucleotide messenger RNA. Its product is annotated as aspartyl protease family protein 2-like. The transcript has 3 exons. The record is from RefSeq and is a predicted model, not a curated record. NCBI's taxonomy places the organism in Eukaryota, Viridiplantae, Streptophyta, Magnoliopsida, Poales, Poaceae. Bases 1 to 753 code for a protein of 250 amino acids. Gene Ontology annotation, cellular component: extracellular region.